AUGUUAGGUUCUUAUCGAUUAUUAAUACUCAUCAAACUAAUUCUGUUUGAGUUACUCGGGCUAAUGUGUAUUGAAGAUGAUUCAUUUCGUCGUUAUCGUCGACAACGUUCUCCGAGUGACAGUAAUAAUCCAUCCGGUACUCCAUUUGUCAUUGUUGUCUCUGUAUCAGUUCAAGAUUAUUUUGCUGUUCUUAAUUGUUCUACACCAGAACGUGUACCUCAUCUUAAACUUGAUUGGUAUUUUCAAACACGUGCUUCAUUAAGACCACCACGCGUUAUUUGGCAACGUGGCCAUUCAAAUAUACAUCGUUAUUCAGCUUAUUCACCUGAUCAAAAGCAACAUAUUUUACAAAUCAAACCUGUUAACUAUAAUGACAGUGGGACUUAUAUGUGUGUCGAUCAAACAACCGGUUUCUACGAUAAAAUAGAACUUAUCGUUCGCGACAGUCGAAGUUGUGCGGGCAGUAUUAUUCGUUUACAAACGACAAUGCUUGUCUGUCUCGUCUUACUUUCAUUAUAUUUAUCUCGACGAACUGCAAGUGAGAGUCAAGUGACAUGA
This is a messenger RNA of Adineta steineri, 558 nucleotides long. NCBI's taxonomy places the organism in Eukaryota, Metazoa, Rotifera, Eurotatoria, Adinetida, Adinetidae. The record is from the annotation of a GenBank genome assembly.